AUGAAUGAACAUGGGCUUGCACCUACUCUUACUGAAAUACCUCCUAUAAUUCCCGUUAUCAAUGGGGAUCCCAUGAACGAGAUAGAGAGUUAUCAUCUAGAUAGCACUGUUGCAACACAGUAUACUACUAAUUAUUCACCAAUGAUGACUCAUCCUAAUAGAUAUACCAGAUGGCCUUCUUGUCCUCAGUACUGGAUACAACAAAUAAUAUUGGUGCAAGUUAACCCUGGGGAGACCCUCACCAUCAAGUCUGAUGAUGGGAACAUUCAGAAUAUUCAAGGACCUGCCGAUGUACCGCUGAUGUCACCAAGUGGCACUUUGCCACCAAUAUAUCUUCCUAAUGGCUACAUGUCUCAGGUAGUGGAAGAGAAUGGGAUUCGCAAAAUUAUUAUUGUGCCUCAGACAAUUGACUAUCACACAUCCAUGCCUGCUCCUAUGCAACAAUUAUCUCACUUCAUAACAUCAUCCUCUCCUAUAUAUCCACAAGCCCCUCUGUUGAUGUAUCCCCCAGCUCAAGGGGAAUUUCCACCACCUUACAUUCAAGAAACUAUGCCAAAGCAGCUGCCACCACCACCACCACCACUGUUGACAGCAUCACCAGCAACAUUUAUAUACCAAGAUCAUCAUGAAACCUAUUCACACGGAAGAGCAAAUUAUAACCAGUUAGAUGAAAGAGCUGCCAAAAUGGGAGAACAUACAAAGAAAAAAGUGAGAGAACGCCAAGUUGGUGGACAUAAGAAGAGCUAUAUGGUUAACAACACCUCUUUGCUUGUGAACAAAACCAAUAAUUUUUCCAGUAUUUCUGCUACUCCAAGCACUUCCACUAUGAACUAUGCUCCCACUACCUACAGUGUUGACAAUACUUCAGGCAUUUAUGCUAUAGACAACGAUCCAAGCACCUACACUGUUGACAAUACUUCGAGUACCUACACUGUGGACAAUGUAAACACUUAUGCUGACAAUAUUCCCAAUACUUACGCUGUUCACAAACAUCCAAGCACUAAUAUUUUUGAGAAAACUCCCAGUAAUUCUUCCACUGACCAUGCCCUUAGCACUUCACUCAUAGAUUCUACCUUGGGCCCUGCCACCACUGAUAGAGUUCUGGGCCCUUCUAGUACUAAUUAUGCUCUAAAGACUGCCAUCUGUGAUAAAACUCCUAGGCAAUCAAUAACUGACUGUACUCCCAGACCAUCAGCUAUUGACAGUACUCUAAGCUCUUCUGUUUCUGACAGUGCUCCUAAUACUUCCAUCUCUGAAAAUGCUCCCAGUACUCCUGCCAUUUAUAAUGCUUUCAGUACUUCCAAUAAUGCUCUCAGCAUCUCCAACAUUGUCAGUGCUCAGGUUGAAACUAGUCAUGGAAAGAAACACACAGCUGCAAGAGGUGAAAACAUCAAGCAGAAAUCAGGUAAAAAACAAAACAAGAGCCCAUCACCAAAUGUGGCAGAAAAAGAAUGCAAAAUAGAAAUUGGAAAGUCAUGCUGUUUCAACAUUGAGAAACCUUCAGUUUCUGAUAUUCAAACAAGAUCUGCUGUUAUUUCAUGGAAUUGGUAUAAUUCUGAGAAAUGUGACCAUACUAAAUCUCCUGUAACAUUUGAAUUGGCAAUAUCUAACAGUGGUAAAAAUGGAAAAUAUAAAAAUGUUUAUAUUGGUGAUGAAGUUACAUUUACCCUACUUAAUCUACAACCAUCCAUGGCCUAUUUUUUAAGAGUCACAACCAUAAGAAGCUCAAAACACAGAACUAUGUCUGAAGUGGUUAGCUUUACAACCCCAGGUUGCGAACCAGACCCUCCACUUCCACCCAAGCUGAUUAACCGAUCAAAGAGCAGCCUGAAUUUACAGUGGAAAGGUGCCAAUGAUAAUGGUUCCAAAAUAAAGAGCUUCCUUUUGGAAUGGGAUGAGGGAAAAGGUGAAGAUUUUAAAAGCUGCUAUAUAGGUACCAUGAAACAACACAAGAUCCUUAAACUGAAUGCCUCUACAAAAUAUUCAUUCAGAUUAGCUGCCAAAAAUAACUUUGGCUUGAGUGAUUUUAGUGAAAUUGCAGUCUUCCAUACCUCAGGAACUAUGCCUCCAACACCUUUACCUCCAAAGCUAAAAGAAGCAGGAAUCUGUAAUUUGCUGCUAGAAUGGUGUGCCCCAGCUAACAGAGACCCAAAUGGCACUCUAACUUAUGUAUUAGAAAUGGAUGAAGCAGGAUCUGGGUUAGGUUUUAAACCUAAAUACAAUGGAGAAGAUCUCUCUUGCACUGUAAGAAAUCUUCAAAGAAGCACUACAUAUAAGUUUAGGAUCUUUGCCUAUAAUAUGGAAGGAAGAAGCAAUCCCAGUGGAGAAGUAAAAUAUACUACCUGUCCAGAUAAGCCUGGAUCCCCUGGAAAACCAUUUGUAAAGGGAAAAAUUCAUGCACACAAAGUAAAAAUUGGAUGGGAACCACCCAAAGAUAAUGGUGGAACAUACAUUUCAAGUUACAGUUUAGAAGUUAGUGAAAAUUCAGAUGUGAAUCUCUGGAACACAAUCUACAAUGGAAAUACAAGGCAAUUUAUGUAUGAUCACUUGCAACCUGGCACUGCAUAUAAACUGAGAGUAUUUUGCACUUCACCAAUAGGUCAAAGCAAGCCUUCAGAUAUAUUGAUUAUUCAAACACCUACUCUUUCUCCUCCAUCUUGCCAUCCUCCACUCUUGAAUGGUAAAACAACGUCCAGAGAAAUAAACCUGCAAGGUGAGAAUUCUCUUGCUAAUGGGAACUCUGAAGCACUAUAUGUAAAAAAGGCAAAAGGUAACCAAGACAACACACAAGAGCAUCUUGGCUCAGAAUUUGGAUCUCAUUCAAUGACAUGUGAAAGUGAACCAGUCCCAGGCCCUCCUUCACAAUGUGGUACACCUGUGCUAACCUGCAAGGGUCCAACCUGCAUUGUUGUUAGUUGGAGUAUUCCUGUAUGUAAUGGUGCCGAGAUCACUGAUUACAGACUAGAAUGGGGACAAAUUGAAGAAUCAAUGCACUUGAUUUACACUGGCCCUUGCCUGAGCUAUGAAGUUAAAGGUCUGAUUCCUGCAACUACAUACUUUUGCAGAGUCCAGGCUGUAAACAUAGCUGGGGUUGGAAUGUUUGGAGGAACUGGCAUAGUAACCACACCAGCAACAAUACCAGCAAUAGUACCAAUAUUACAUGAAGUUGAAAACAAAGUGCCUGCCAAAUUGGCAUCAUCUUGCAUUGCUAUUCAAUGGGAGGAACCAGACUGCCAUGGCUCUCCAAUCACUGGAUAUAACAUUGAAUAUGGAAAUAGAAAAAUUUUGACUGUUGAGAGAGUAACAGAGUAUCUUUUGAAAAAUCUACAGCCUGACACCAUAUACAAAAUCAGAAUUCAAGCUAUCAACCAUUAUGGACUAAGCCCUUUUAGCCAAUCAAUAAGAAUCAAAACUAAGCCACUGCCACCUGAGCCUCCACAUCUUGACUGUGUAGUCUCUAAACACCAGAGCCUCAAACUUAAAUGGGGUAACCCUGUGAGCAAGGGGUUGCUUUCCAACCUUAUAAGCUACAACUUGUUAAUGGGAGAUUGUUCUGGCAGAUUUUCUAUCAUUUACCAUGGACCUUGUCAGACUCACAAAGUGCAAAGAUUGGGUGAAUAUACUCAAUACAAAUUUAAAAUCCAGGCAUGCAAUGAAGCUGGUGAAGGACCACUGUCUGGUAUCUAUACUUUCACUACAACCAAAACUCCACCAGCCACACUUAAAGCACCUAAAUUACAUCAGCUGAAUAGCAAUAUUUGUGAGAUCAAAUGGGAGUCUUUGGAGCCAAUAAAAGGAGAUCCCAUUGUUUAUAAUCUUCAACUUAUCAGUAAAAAAGGAACUGACCUGAUUUACAAAGGACCAAACACUUCAUUCUCCUUUUCCAACUUUCUGACAAAUUCACAUUAUCGCUUCAAGGUCUGCGCUGGACGUCAAUAUCAAAAUUCUGCUGGGAUAAAUGAGCUCUGGGGAUCAUAUAGCCCCAGUGCUCUUUUCUCAACUCAUAAGCACCAGCCAGCACCUAGCAAAGACAGUGGAGAAAAGGGGGAAAGCAACCCUAGUGAAGACAAAGAUGAAAAGCCUGGAAUAGAGAUGAGUGAGGAUACAUUUAUUCUAAUCCUUGUGAUAGGAUUUGCAGUUAUUGCUAUUCUGUGUGGUGUUACAAUUCAAUACUUCCCAAUUAACUAG
Molecule: messenger RNA, 4188 nt
Organism: Otolemur garnettii (small-eared galago)
Lineage: Eukaryota; Metazoa; Chordata; Mammalia; Primates; Galagidae
Product: fibronectin type III domain containing protein 3C1-like
Exons: 26
Coding region: 1-4188 (1395 amino acids)
Molecular function (GO): protein binding
Source: RefSeq, a predicted model, not a curated record